Messenger RNA from Clupea harengus (Atlantic herring), 885 nucleotides. It is a transcript of the gene gh1, whose product is annotated as growth hormone 1. Gene Ontology annotation, cellular component: extracellular region. Gene Ontology annotation, molecular function: growth hormone receptor binding; growth hormone activity. The transcript is spliced from 5 exons. NCBI's taxonomy places the organism in Eukaryota, Metazoa, Chordata, Actinopteri, Clupeiformes, Clupeidae. Gene Ontology annotation, biological process: positive regulation of receptor signaling pathway via JAK-STAT; animal organ development; response to nutrient levels. Bases 85 to 705 code for a protein of 206 amino acids. The record is from RefSeq and is a predicted model, not a curated record.
AACCACCACGUAUAUAUACUGUACAACUACACUCUAAACCAAAGAUCAUCAGAGAGAUCCUCACCACAUCUAUCACAAAGAAAAAUGGCCAAAGUGUGUUUGCUGUUGCCGGUUCUGUUGGUCCUCAGUUCUAUGGGCCAUGUGGAACUGUCAGAGCACCAGCGCCUCUACAGGCAUGCGGCAGAUCGCAUGAAGUCCUUGCAUCUGAUGGCUGUGAACAUGAUCAGCGACUUUGAGGAGAGCCUCCCAGAGGACCGCAGGGCCCCGAGCAAGAUCUUCCUCCUCUCUCACUGCAUCUCGGACUCCAUUCCGGCUCCCAGUCACAAGGACGAGACCCAGAGGAGCUCUGUUCUCAGGUUGCUCCGCACGUCCUUCCGGCUCAUCGAGACCUGGGAGUAUCCGAGCCAGGCCUUCAGCGGAGCCUUCCUCAACAGCCUGGGGCCCAAUGUCAUCACAGAAAAGCUGAAUGACCUGAAGAUGGGUGUCAACUUGCUCAUUGGGGACUUCCUGAACGGUCAACCCGACAUGGAGGGCAAUGACUCCCUGCCCUUGCCCUUUGAGGACUUCUACCUGUACCUGGAAGACAACGACCUGAGCAAGAGCUACCGCCUCAUGGCAUGUUUCCGCAAGGACAUGCACCGCAUAGAGACCUUUAUCCGCAUGGCCAGCUGCCGGAGGUCUGCAGACUCCAACUGCACCCUAUGAGAGCAGGCACGUGCUGACCAAACUCCACUCAUUGCCCUUUGCUCCUUCCCUACAACUUUGGCACAUUGUUCUUCUUUUUUUUCACUAUAGGGGGUUAGUCAUCACACUGGAGAUGUAGUUUGAAUAAGAUUAUUUUGUUAUUGAAUUUGUUCCUUUUAAAUGGUAUCCCCAGAUCAUUGC